AUUGGGCCCCUAUGAAAACUGACUGAACAUGGCCACGUUCACCAGGGAGCCCCAGGUAUCCUCCGGAUCUUGCACGAGAACAAUGCCUACAUGGAGAAGUACAAUCGUCAGCAAGUAGCCAUCGCCGGGGAUGUCCAGGUAGCGGCAACAAUCCAGUUCGCUCAUGCCGUGGUAAGGAGUCUCCUAGAGAAUGCAACACUGGGCAGAAGGCGUCGGAGUAGGCUUAGCCAAAGUAUUUUGGCCGCGAUUAACAACGAUGUACCCAUUGUGAUUCCCUCUGGUAUUAUCCUGGAGCAGGAGUCUCGGGAGUCGGUUGAUCGGAUAAUAAGCGAAACGAGAGCCCAGAUCCGCAACUCGUUGAGAUACCUGAAUCCUGAAGAGGGUGAGCAAGUGAACGAGCGCGACUGCUUCAAGCCAGACGUACACUUUGUUGUGAACCAACAGCAUUUGUUCAAAUUGGUGCCAGUGCCAUCCUGCACACGAAAGUACAUCACUAUCACGGAGCCUAUCUUGAGGAUUUUGCUUCGCCAGGCACGUUUGCCCUCCCGCUUUACCGGAGGAAAUUCCUUUGAAUAUGCCUUUGACUUUACAAAAGUCCGAUCUGGAAGUGAAGGAUUUGGUGAUUUGAUUGAGACUGAUGGAUAUGGGUGUAAUGUCCAUUUAUUCCGCAGACGGUGCUCUCAUGGAUCCUCGUCUGAUCUUGAUGAGACUGAUUUCCAAGAGUGGGAACUGGAAUUCGUGCGCCUGUGGGGUGUUGAUCCCGGUCUCAGCGAUGUCUUUGUGGCCAACGAUGGGUGUAACGUCGGAACCAUUGAAGGUGCUCAACAGCAGUCAGUGGAUGCUCCGCACGAAAUUCGACAAAUGAGCACGGUCGAAUAUUACACCAAGGCGUAUACAAGCAAUCGAACGCCCUCAUCAUGAAAUGGAAAGAACGCGAUGAUGUGGCGGACCUCGAGCGUACUAUGGCAAGUUCCCAAGGUCACGAACAUGGAAUCG
Messenger RNA from Radiomyces spectabilis, 996 nucleotides. RefSeq lists its product as uncharacterized. The transcript has 2 exons. Lineage: Eukaryota; Fungi; Mucoromycota; Mucoromycetes; Mucorales; Radiomycetaceae. The record is from RefSeq and is a predicted model, not a curated record. The coding region runs from base 91 to 921 and encodes 276 amino acids.